Messenger RNA from Topomyia yanbarensis, 2394 nucleotides. RefSeq lists its product as uncharacterized. The record is from RefSeq and is a predicted model, not a curated record. Lineage: Eukaryota; Metazoa; Arthropoda; Insecta; Diptera; Culicidae. The transcript has 3 exons. Bases 1 to 2187 code for a protein of 728 amino acids.
AUGAAUACCACCGAUGAUAUUCCAGUUCAUCAGAAGGUAUAUCCUUACCCUGCUGCCUAUGCAGACGAGGUAAAGAAGCAAAUCAGCAAACUCCUGGAAGAUGGUAUUAUUCGACCAUCUCGUUCAGCGUGGACGGCACCAGUAUGGGUUGUACCAAAGAAACCCGAUGCCUCAGGAGAGAAAAAAUUCCGAAUGGUGAUAGACUAUCGGAAGGUGAACGAGAAGACAAUUCCCGAUAAAUAUCCAAUGCCCGAGAUUGGGUAUGUUUUAGAUCAGCUAAAGGGUCAAAAAUACUUCACCACCCUUGAUUUAGCGUCUGGAUUUCACCAGAUUAAAAUGAGGGAGAAAGAUAUCGAGAAAACGGCUUUCGCCAUCAACAACGGGAAAUAUGAGUUCACUCGAAUGCCGUUCGGCUUGAAGAAUGCUCCUGCGAUCUUCCAGCGGGCAAUUGACGACGUGCUAAGAGAUCACAUAGGGAAAAUAUGCUAUGUGUACAUCGAUGACGUCAUCGUGUUUGGAAAGACCCUAAACGAACAUUUGAAAAAUCUUAAAAUAAUUCUAGAAACACGAAAUAAUGCAAAUCUUAAGAUUCAGUUGGACAAAUGCGAGUUUUUGCAUUCUGAAAUAGAAUUUUUAGGAUUUGUUAUCGGUGCUGAAGGAAUCAAACCUAACACUAAAAAAAUUGAAGUUAUCAAUAGACUACUACUGCUAUUAUGUAUUCAACCAGACCAACUUCAAUCGACACAAGAUGUGACACUCGACUUACGGGACGUAGGACGCCAACCAGUCAUGAUCUUCGAUCAAGGCGAGGCACGGAUCAAACUUGACCACACAUAUUACAUUCAUCACUUCAAUCUAACGACUAUUAGAAUGCAAGUAAAAAGCCUUAGAGAUCAGUUUGAAAACUUUAGCAGAAAUCAAUUUUCCGACUUAAUAAUAGAAAAAUUUAACGAAAUAGAUUUUGCGUUAAAAAGCAUAGACCCUAUCAGACGUCAUAAACGUUGGGAUAGCUUAGGCACAGUUUGGAAAUUUAUAGCUGGCAGUCCAGAUGCCAAUGAUUUGAGAAUCAUCAAUUCUACCAUAAAUAAUUUAAUUAUGAACAAUAAUGAGCAGAUCAGGAUUAACCGUGAGAUAAACCUACAAUUGAAGGAAGCAAUGUUUGAAACGAAAAAGGCAAUCAAUCUGUUUAACACAAGAUCAGCCGAAACUUAUUCCACUAAGAUUUUAUUUCAUUUAAACUACUUAUCAAAGAAAUUGAACCAGAUAAUUGAUACAAUCUUGUUAGCUAAAUUAGGAAUAGUAAACGAAAAAAUUCUGAGCCAACGUGAAAUUGAUAUUUUAAUCAAUGAUUUAACUAGGGAAAAUAUAACGGUUCAUACUGCUCUGGAGGCAAUGAAUUAUGCGACGACAUCAGUGGCAACGAACAGUUUGGAAAUUGCACUCAUAAUAAAAAUGCCAAAACUCGACCCGAGAAUAUUCAACAAAAUACGUCUAUACCCAAUCAUUCACAAAAAUAAGCAAAUUCAUAUAGAUCAUCGAUUUUAUCUAACUCACAAAGACGAGAUUUACUCCAUAAACUCAGUCGAACCUACUAUAUUCGACGCAAACGAAAUCAAUUUGGACAAUUCAACCUGCAUACCGAAGCUAUUGAAAGGAGAACAGGCAACUUGUAAUUUUACCACCAACCCAGUUGAAGAAGAAGUUAUUUUUCUAGACAACCAACACUUGUUCAUAAACACUAUGAAAAAUUUCACCCUUUCAUCAAAUUGUGGCCUAACAAACAGAAACCUGACCGGAGCAUUCAUCGUUUUCUUCAGAAAUUGUCAGUUAUACAUCAAUAAUGUUUUAUAUAGCUCAAGAGUAAAAACCUUACCGGGAAACCCAAUACAACUACCCCUAGACGGAAUCGAUGUGAAUAUGCAUCAAGAGAUUCUAAACAUCAGCCUGGACCAUUUACAUAAACUCCAUCUGGAAACGAGGAAGGAGCUGGAUGUUAUCCGGCUAUCAACGAACAGUAUAAAGUGGCCAACAUUAUCCAUUUUCGGGGGAAUUAUGUCCCUACCUAGCUUAAUCGCCAGGACCACAACAGUCGAAGAUCCAGUACCAGACAUCCAACCUAACAUUAGACGUUUGACAAUCAGAGAAGUGAUUCGUACGGAACCUCAUCUCUCAGGAAGGACGAGUUAACGAUGAAGCCACGCGACUCAGGUGCUGACGUCGAAGUUCCUCGAGACAACCGGCAAACAUCGCAAUCGCCAAGCUAGGCAUUUUUGUUAGACGACGACAACGUGCGACCCAAUCGAUGGCAACGUGUGACCGGAUGGAUGGCACCACCGCGAGGAUUGCAGAGUUAGCAGUAUUGAACUGUAGUUAGGGCUAAUUAAUUGAAAUAAA